AGAAGCAACCUGGAACAAAGAAGAAAUUUCUGACAGUCAGUGGAAUGACUUGUCUCCAGAGUUAUAGAAAGUGUUUCUCAGCAAGACUACCAUUUCACCCUCAACAUACGAUGUAUUAUUUUCUAUGAUCUCUUCAAAACACUGUCUUUCUAAAUGGAUGGAGAAAUGGAACGAAAAGCAUUUGUAGAAGACAAGGCAGGUAAUGAAGGAAGAACAAGUCAAGAUAUGGGUGGAGAGCUUUUUAGGCACCUGAUGUGUAGAAGGAGGAAGCUCAGUGUGGCGACCUAGUGGUGAAGACACUCACUUCUCACUCGGAAGGUUGAGAGUUCAAUCCUAAGUAAUGGCAGAUGUUGCUCUCCUAGGAUAUAAAGAAACUGCAAACUUUGUGAGCUGAAAUCCACAAAAACUUACAAGUUAUCAGCCGACAAGCUCAGCAUCUUAACACUGAGCCACCACACCACCACCCCCUCUUUGUAACACAAGGAAACAUGAAUUUGACCAACUGUACAAGGACAUCCAGAUUUAUUCUUGUUGGACUGCCAAGUAUUUUGGGAAUGGAAAGGGUGAUGUACGCCAGUGUCUUUCUGUUUUAUGUCCUUUGUCUGAUGGGCAAUGGGCUCAUUAUUGUAAUAGUAAGCAUAGAUCGCCAUCUCCAGAAACCCAUGUAUUUCUUUCUUAGCAACCUUUCUUUAAUUGACAUUGGGCACACCACAGCCUUCAUACCUAAGUCAUUGAUCAAUUAUAUCUCUGGUAGUAAUUCCAUCUGUUUUGAUUGCUGCAUCAUACAGAUGUGCUUCUACUUCCUUUUUGGGGUCACUGAAUUUUUCAUCAUCACUUUGAUAUCCUUGGACAGAUACUUAGCUAUUUGCCAUCCUUUGAGAUAUGCCAUUAUCAUGACUUCGGGGGUCUGCCGUAAACUGGCAAUAACUGCCUGGUUUGUAGGUUUUUCCUCCAUAAUUUACCAGGUAGUAAUGAUUGCAAACCUUCCCUUCUGUGCCUCCAACAUUAUAGAUCAUUUCUUCUGCGAUGUUGGACCUGUGUUGCAAAUUGCAGGUGGAGAUAUAGAUGUCAUUGAAGUUCUUGGCUUCCUUGUUACUAUGCUUGUGGUGAUGUCCUCCCUGCUUUUCACCCUCAUUUCUUACCUCUUCAUCAUUUGCACCAUUCUCCGAAUGUCUUCAACCACCAGUCAGCAGAGAGCUUUUUCUACCUGUGCUUCCCAUCUGAUUGUAGUCUGCAUUUUCUAUGGAUCAGUCUUUUUUGUCUACUUAAGACCAACCAUCAAGAAUUCUUCCUUUGGUGUAAUCAAGUCUGUUUCUGUGGUGAACGCCAUAGUCGCUCCAGUGCUAAAUCCUUUCAUUUACACCAUUAGGAACAAUGAAGUGAAGGAAGCAAUUUGCAAAGUGUUAAGAAAAAGGAUUCCAGCUAUCCCUAAAACAUAGAUCUCUUUGGAGAAGCAAUCCUAUGCUUCAGAGGACUGGAGGCUAAAACAUAUGAAGAACGGUUGCUGGA
Messenger RNA from Crotalus tigris (Tiger rattlesnake), 1509 nucleotides. Its product is annotated as olfactory receptor 6X1-like. Lineage: Eukaryota; Metazoa; Chordata; Lepidosauria; Squamata; Viperidae. Gene Ontology annotation, molecular function: G protein-coupled receptor activity; olfactory receptor activity. Gene Ontology annotation, biological process: G protein-coupled receptor signaling pathway. Gene Ontology annotation, cellular component: membrane. The record is from RefSeq and is a predicted model, not a curated record. The coding region runs from base 489 to 1439 and encodes 316 amino acids. The transcript has 2 exons.